This is a messenger RNA of Phacochoerus africanus (Common warthog), 1267 nucleotides long. RefSeq names its product midkine (gene MDK). Bases 450 to 947 code for a protein of 165 amino acids. The transcript is spliced from 6 exons. The record is from RefSeq and is a predicted model, not a curated record. Lineage: Eukaryota; Metazoa; Chordata; Mammalia; Artiodactyla; Suidae. Gene Ontology annotation, molecular function: growth factor activity.
GGAGGGCCUCGGCACCCGCGACCCGUGCGCUUCCCCGGGGUUCCCGGGCCCAGCGCCCCCGACAUCGAGCAGAGCAUCUCCCCGCACCCUUAGUGAAGCAUCCGAGGCGCGGGCUGGCACUUCUUCCCCAGCGUCUCAGGGGCCCUGGGAGAUGGAGCAGGGCCUCGACGGGGUUAAAUGCUGCACCCGGGCCUCGGGGGCCGGAGCUGCACACAGGCUCCCAGCGGGCCCCGCCCCGAGACCUGUGACACACCCGGGGCUCCGUGCUCCCUCCUGGUGGCCACCUAAGGCUUCGUGGCCGUGGAGGGAAGCUGGCGGCCAGCGGGGAGAGGGGACGGCAAGCAGGAGCCCAGGACCCACGGAGCCCGUGGUUGGGGGCCAGGGACAGGGCGUGCCAGGACCGGACGGAAGCCCCGGGCCGGGAGAGCUGGGCGUCUGGGGAUGGAGGGAUGCAGCGCCGAGGCUUCCUCCUCCUCGCCCUCUUCGCCCUGCUAGCGCUCACCGACGCGGUGGCCAAAAAGAAAGACAAAGUGAAGAAGGGCGGCCCGGGGAGCGAGUGUGCCGAGUGGACCUGGGGGCCCUGCACCCCCAGCAGCAAGGACUGCGGAGUGGGUUUCCGCGAGGGCACCUGCGGGGCCCAGACGCAGCGCGUCCGGUGCCGUGUGCCCUGUAACUGGAAGAAGGAGUUUGGAGCUGACUGCAAGUACAAGUUUGAGAGCUGGGGGGCAUGUGAUGGGGGCACAGGCACUAAAGCCCGCCAAGGCACCCUGAAGAAGGCUCGGUACAAUGCUCAGUGCCAGGAGACCAUCCGUGUGACCAAGCCCUGCACCCCCAAGACCAAAGCCAAGGCCAAAGCUUCAUUCCUGACUCACAGCAGCCCUGGAGGCCAACAGGGUAGAGGUGGAUCUGCCCACUUCUCAGCCAAGAAAGGGAAGGGAAAAGAUUAGCAGCCAGGCCUGGAUGCCAAGGAGCCCCUGGCUUUACUCGGGGGGCCUGGCCCACGCCCUCCUUCCACAGGCCCAAGAAAUAACCCACCAGUGCCUUUUGCCUACUCGUUAGCUUUAUCAAUCAUGCCCUGCUUCCUCCCUUUCAUGCUCCCACCCCCACCCGCAAGUGCCGGGAGUGGGGAUGGACAAGGGAUUCUGGGCAGCUUGAGCCUCCUCCCCUAAAGGGAUUUGAUUCCCCCCUGGGCCCACUGUGCUCCUUCCCCCCAAUGAUGCCAUUACUAAGAAACAAAAUAAACUAUCAUUUUUUUUUCCCAAUAAAA